Athalia rosae (coleseed sawfly) is the source of this 2100-nucleotide messenger RNA. RefSeq names its product CDK-activating kinase assembly factor MAT1 (gene Mat1). Lineage: Eukaryota; Metazoa; Arthropoda; Insecta; Hymenoptera; Athaliidae. Bases 377 to 1342 code for a protein of 321 amino acids. Gene Ontology annotation, biological process: regulation of transcription by RNA polymerase II; positive regulation of cyclin-dependent protein serine/threonine kinase activity; nucleotide-excision repair. Gene Ontology annotation, molecular function: cyclin-dependent protein serine/threonine kinase activator activity. The transcript is spliced from 2 exons. The record is from RefSeq and is a predicted model, not a curated record. Gene Ontology annotation, cellular component: transcription factor TFIIH holo complex.
CGUCUCGUCGAUAUAUCGCUUAGCAUUUUAUAGCUCGAAUCCGCUCGAGACUGCAUUUCAAAAGUGCACGUCGUUUUAUCUGACAACGAUUUUGAAGUGUGAGAGAUUUCUUCAUGGUUCUGUCCCCCAAUUAUUUAUGUUAGGUGUUAGAAAAUAAUUAAUCUUUGAACUGUUACAUCGUUUGAUAAAUAUAAAAUCCAAUUGUGUUCGAUGUGGUUCUCGAAGGUUUGACAGAUACGAUAAAAUCAAAUAUUCUAGCUAUUGCGAUGUGCACUAAAAUCAUCACGAGGGUUGGAUGAAGUUAGGUUAGAUUACGUUAAGUUGACUUGAUAUUUUACUAGUAAACUAAAUUACUAAAUUGUAAUUAUUGAACAUAAUGGACGACCAAAUCUGUCCCCGUUGCAAAACGACAAAAUAUCGAAAUCCAUCGUUGAAAUUGAUGGUCAAUGUCUGCGGUCACGCUUUGUGUGAAAGCUGUGUUGAUUUGUUAUUUUUGAAAGGUUCUGGUGCUUGUCCUGAAUGUCAAAUACCAUUGCGCAGAACAAACUUCAGAGUCCAACUUUUUGAGGAUUCUAUGGUAGAAAAGGAAGUUGAUAUACGGAAAAAGAUUCUGCGGGAUUUUAAUAAGAAAGAAGAAGACUUUGCUACUUUGCGAGAGUACAAUGACUACCUCGAAGAAAUUGAAAGCCUGAUUUACAACCUUGCCAAUAACAUUGAUAUUAUAGAAACAAAUAAGAGGAUCGACCAAUACAAAAAGGCGAAUAAAGAACAAAUAUUGAAAAGCAAAUCUAAGAUUGGCAGGGAGGAAUACGAGCUUGAAGAAUUACUCGAAUUAGAGAAACAACAAGAAGAGGAACGAAAACUGGAACUCAUGAAACAAGAAGCUGAAUUGAAAAAGAAGAGAAUUCGCGAAAAAGAAGCUCUAAUAGAUGAACUUAUGUUCUCCGAAGCCAAUGCUAAAAAUAUCGUCGAAACAUUCGCCUCUACGAUACAUGCGACCAGAGAAGAAGCCAAAGUUGUUCCUGUUACAAAAGUUACACAAUUUAGUACUGGUAUUAAAUUUGGAAGGCAAGGUCAACAGACUUUUCUGCCUGUGCCAAAAGUUGAGGAGGGCCCAGUGUUUGUUUAUCACUCUAUCGAACAAGAAGUGGAAGGUCCUCAGCCGCCAAGUUGGCAAGAAAUGGAAUCUCGGGGCUAUGUCACUCAUGUUAGAACCGAAACUCAGGCAGAUAGGGCUGGUGGUUUCAAAUCAAACAUCGCAUGUCUCAGAGCCUUGCAAGAAGCCAUGGCUGGUCUGUACCACAAUCCUUCACAACGCCAGGCUGAACCGAUGGCAAUCUGACCUUACGACUGGUCGUAAGUGGAUAAUAUGGACUGAAAUAGAACUUCAAUUAAACGUUAAAACAGAAGCUUGUACACUCCUCAAAACAAUUAAAGCAACACUAACGUCUGAGCGAAAACUAGUGAAUUUUCAAACGGCUGUAUCUUUGGACCAGAUGCUCUUACAGGGACGAUGUGGCAUUCAAAUUGAAGCUUGCAGUGACGCGGUUCAAAUUUGAAUGCCAGGUCGUCCCUGUAAGAGCUUCCGGUUCAAAGAUACAGCCGUUUUAAAAUUCGCUAUUUUUCGCUCAUUGUCAGACGUUAGGUGUUGCUUUAAUUGUUUUGUGUGUAUAAUGUGUCAAAAUAAACAACAGAUCGAAGAGUUACCUUGUAAGGAGUUUCUGUGUGCACCAAAGGUGUUUGAAAAUUUUAUUUGUCAUGGUAAUACUGACAAUGAGAUUAUUUAGUACCCAGAGGUACCCAGAGGUUUUGAAUUAUUAAACUCUUUGCUUUAUUACUUGGAAAGGUGGUGUAAAGUUAAUACAAGUGUGGCUUUUAACAACCAUUACUUAAUAGAUCGUUGGUGAUAAAUAUACGAGAAACUAUAAUACGCUAAAAUAUAAAUACUCCUUCUGUGAUGGGAACUGAUGAGAGAACUUGUUCUUUUGUACGUAAAGUAUUGUAUAUAUUUGUAUCGGCAUAAGCAAAUUGUCAGAUCUCAAUUUGCAAGCUAGAAAUAUAUAGGAAAAAAUCUGAAAUAAAUUUCUGAGGAUGAGUGUA